UACCUUGACAACAGUCUUUUCCACGUAAUACGCAUUGAAAUAACGUCCUUGGUGCAGGUUGUUUAUAGCUUUGGUGGACUACUGAACCUGGAGCACCUGACACGAUGGAGAGGGAAAUGACAGCAAACGCUUCUCAGUCUCUAACCUGUAAUAAUGGCAGUGAAAGCAGGAUUGACCCCUAUGGCUUUGAGAGACAUCAUGAUUUUGAAUCCUACAAGGAGAUGAUGAAUGAGUAUGUAGCCGUCCUCAACAGAAGGUCGAUGAGAUGGUCCAAGCUGCUGCAGGAGAAACCACACGUGGAGAAGAACUUGACAGGUACAAGUAACCAACACACCACUGUUUUGUUUUGGUGCCUCCUGAUGCUGGUGUGUUUAUGUGAUGUAACUAUAAAAUGUGUUUUGGAAGUGAAAAGGUAUGUGCGUAAAGGUGUGCCUAAUGAGCACCGCGCCAGGAUUUGGAUGGCAGCUAGUGGGGCGCAGGAACGACUAGAGAGCAACCCGGCUUAUUACCAGUCUCUGCUGGCCAUGGAGCACGACGCCAAGCUGAAGGAAACAAUUCACAUAGACAUGCAUAGGACCUUUCCUGACAACGUCCUCUUCAAGAGCAGAGCAGAACCGAGCCUGCAGAGGGCUCUGUACAAUGUGCUGCUGGCCUACGGACACCAUAAUAAGGCGGUGGGGUACUGUCAGGGAAUGAACUUCAUUGCAGGUUAUCUCAUCAUCAUCACCAAAGAUGAAGAGAAGUCAUUCUGGCUCAUGGAUGCAUUGUUGGGCAGAAUGCUCCCAGACUACUACAGCCCGGCAAUGUUGGGCCUAAAGACUGACCAGGAGGUUCUUGGGGAGCUGGUGAAGGCUAAAGCUCCGGCAGUAGGGCAGCUCAUGGCCCAGUAUCCCGGCAUAUGGACACUGGUGGUGUCACGCUGGUUCAUCUGCCUCUUCAUUGACGUACUCCCAAUUGAGACGGUCCUGCGGGUCUGGGAUUGUAUUUUCUACGAGGGCUCCAAGGUUCUUUUCCGUGUUGCUCUGACUCUCAUCAUUCACAACCAGCCGGAGAUCCUGAGAGCUCGCUCUUUGCCCGACGUGUGCGAGUGCUUCAAACAAAUCACCUGUGGUGCUUUCACUCUGGACUGCCACACCUUCAUGCAGAAAAUCUUUACAGAACCUGGCAGCCUGUCUAUGGCAACUAUUGAUAAACUGAGAGAGAAAUGUAGACAACGAAUACUGGAGGAAGAAUCUGGACAUCCGUAAAGGUUUGGGUCCACCUUCUAUUUGGGACUAUCAGGAACAAUUAACUACUACCAACAUGGACAUACUGGUGGCUUCUUGGUUGCUUCUAUUAACUAAUCCAGAAGACUGACGGAUAUCUAAAGGAAGCUUGUCAACUGAUGUUUCAAGAUCUUUUUGAACCUCUUUUGCUCAUGGUCCCAUGUUUGAGGAUAUUUCUGCUACUAUAGAUACUUCAAGAUCAUCCCACAAGAAAAGAAAGUAAAAGCUGUUUUUCUAUUACUUGGACUUAUAGUAGCAUGACUUUGCUAUUGUAUGGGAGUGAUAAAAUUUGUUUUUACUGCAGAGAAAUAGUUGAGUGUUUUAUGGGGAAAAGAGAAUGAACGUCUCUUACACUGCAACACUGAUCUAACCAUCCAUUUCUCUUUAUGAAGUAAAAUGAGGUGUUUACAGUUCGCUGGGUCCUCAUUUACAGAA
This is a messenger RNA of Dicentrarchus labrax (European seabass), 1700 nucleotides long. It is a transcript of the gene grtp1b, whose product is annotated as growth hormone regulated TBC protein 1b. Bases 105 to 1247 code for a protein of 380 amino acids. Lineage: Eukaryota; Metazoa; Chordata; Actinopteri; Moronidae. The transcript has 7 exons. The record is from RefSeq and is a predicted model, not a curated record.